AUGGCCGCGGUACGAGCCCAACUCGAGGAGCAAGACAUGGAGGUCGAUGAAGCGCCAGACGAUGACGAAUUGCGCGAGACUUACAACUUUGCUCCUGGAUACUACGGCGCUGUCUACCGGGGGGAAGAAGCACAAGAGAGCCAUGGCGAAGAAGAUGCACCCGAGGACGACAGUCAUCAAGAACUCCCAGAGAGCACAGCAGAAAGUGGAGGUACACAAGAUAAGAAAACAAGAUAUAAACUGCAGAAGAUGCGAUGGGGCCUGAUCCCAUCCUGGACAAAACGACAGCCCAACUACGGAUCAAUGAUGCGCACCAUCAACUGCCGCGAGGACUCCCUGAUCGACGACCGAGGGAUGUGGACAUCAAUGAAGCGGAAAAAACGCUGCGUAGUCGUCUGCCAAGGGUUUUACGAAUGGCUCAAAAAGGGCCCAGGUGGUAAAGAGAGAGUACCGCACUAUACGAAACGUAAGGACAGCGAUUUGAUGUGGUUUGCCGGGUUGUGGGAUUGCGUUCAAUAUGAGGGCGGAGUAGGCUCGGAUGAGAAGCUUUAUACUUAUACGAUUAUCACGACUGACUCUAACUCGUAUCUCAAGUUUCUGCACGACCGCAUGCCUGUCAUUCUGGAGCCCGGCAGCGAGCAGAUGAAGACAUGGCUCGACCCUCGACAAACCACAUGGACGCCAGAGCUACAGUCGAUCCUCAAGCCGUAUGAUGGGGAGCUAGAUUGCUACCCAGUGUCCAAAGAGGUCGGCAAAGUCGGGAACAACUCGCCAGACUUUGUUGUGCCGGUCAACAGCAAGGAAAAUAAGAACAACAUUGCCAAUUUCUUCGCCAAUGCGAAGAAGAAGACAGAUGGCCCGAAGACUGAGAUUGAAGAGACUGAAUACAUGCAUCAACAUGAGCAAGAUAAUGCGCCAAAGUCGGUGCCUCCAGAAGAAGCCGGUGAACCUCCGCGAGGGACCAAAAGAGAAUUUCCGUCUGAAGAUGGGGAUACCAUAUCGUCGAUCAAGGCUGUAAAAGCAGAGCAACCAUCUCCUAUAAAACCCACCUCCAAAGUCACAGGCAGACCCAUGCGCAGCGCAACGACAAAUAAAUCUUCGCCUCGCAAGGGGAGGAGUUAUGGUACGAGCAAACAAGCAAGCGACGGGUCACAAAGGAUAACAAAUUUCUUCAAAUAA
Messenger RNA from Talaromyces rugulosus, 1179 nucleotides. RefSeq lists its product as uncharacterized. Bases 1 to 1179 code for a protein of 392 amino acids. Lineage: Eukaryota; Fungi; Ascomycota; Eurotiomycetes; Eurotiales; Trichocomaceae. The record is from RefSeq and is a predicted model, not a curated record. Gene Ontology annotation, molecular function: single-stranded DNA binding. The transcript has 2 exons. Gene Ontology annotation, biological process: DNA damage response.